CGAAAUAAAUAAAUAAAUAAUGAAAACUGAACUAUAAUACACUGUGUUUUUUGGCAUAUAAUAAUGUACAGAUAACAUCAAUCAAAUGUGAUCAUAACAUUAUAUGCACGUUGGAUAUUACGAAUCUAACGUAUGGAAAACAGUUGCACAACAUUCUCAUCACAUUCCACCAACCUUGGCUUUGCUCUCAACACAACGUUGUCCUCACGUAUGACUUCCGGCCAUUUAAAAAGAUGUGCACUUUUCAAUUUUAACAGUGCUACAACAGUUUUUUUCCGGUUGGGGUACGAGCUAAGGUGCAGUCGUUCAUAGAUGCGAAGAAACUUCCGGUUCGCCUUCAGCUCAAGGAAUGUUACGAUUGAUGAGAGGGUAAAAUUAUUCUAAAAUGGGAUUUAUUCAUUAUUUGGCUUAUUAUGGGGAAAACUAUUAUUGUGGGGACUAACUUAAUACUACUGAACUUCCGGGUUUCAAAGAAUUUUUUAUUCAUGGAGUUUAACUCAAUUUGUAUAUAAGCGUCAAAACGAGCUGUGUGACUUGUAAUAUUUAAAAUAAAUAAAACUAAAAUGAGAAUUAAGAAAAAAAAAUUCAUUUUGCAACAAAUUUAGUGAGUCAAGUUUCAUGAAAUUAAAUCGCACAUUUCCCCAAAGAUUUUCCAUGCCACGAAACUCAAAGUCAGCUGCAAAGAGAAAACAAAACAUUCAACGAAAGCAAAAUCCAGGUAGUCGUUAAUUAAUUAACUAAUUAUAUUUUAACUCGGCUUGUUUUAUCGUUCCAGCAGACUAAUUGAAGCCUGACGAUUGACAGUUUUAAUAACAUGGCCCUCUCUAAAUUAGAUUCACCUUUAAUUUGUGGGCCGGAAGAAAUCAACAUUGACGACAUUGACCUGGAUUCUACAGCUUUUACUUCAGAACUUGACCUCCAUGUCGGAGAUUGGGACAGCACUCCAAUUCUGCGUGCCCUUGCAAACUCCCACUUUCCCAACCUCACCUCCAUUAAAUUCAAGUCCAACGGGAAAUAUCAGGAUAAAUUGGGAUUAGUGGCGUGUCAGAAGUUUUCUGUGCGAUCGACCCUGACCAAUAUCGCCUUCCAGAUGACCAAGUGUUCUUUUUUGGUGGCAGCUAAAGCCAAUUAUGAGUUAUUAACGUCCAUGUGUCAAGCAUUGAUAGGUGCGUGUCCAAAUUUAGAAAAUUUGCUCGUCUGCAGCAGUUUUUACCCGGAUUUGACCAACUGUACGAAAUUGCAAGUCUUUAAGUACACCUUCUUUCAGAAUUGGAAAGUAAUCGACACGUCAUCUGUUAACACAAUGUUGUCCGGGCUUCCUGCCUCGGCCCGAGAAUUGGACAUGGAUUACGUCAAGAAAUACGACGCAACUUACCGAAUCCGUCCGAAGGUUGGAAAAUAUGAUAUCAUGUAAAAAAAAAAGUUAUU
Folsomia candida is the source of this 1428-nucleotide messenger RNA. RefSeq lists its product as uncharacterized. The coding region runs from base 815 to 1414 and encodes 199 amino acids. The transcript has 2 exons. Lineage: Eukaryota; Metazoa; Arthropoda; Collembola; Entomobryomorpha; Isotomidae. The record is from RefSeq and is a predicted model, not a curated record.